GUUUAUUUAAUUCAGUGGCAUUAUAAAGGUUGUAAAUAAGUGUUUGAAGGUAAAUAAUAAGGCGUUAAAGUGACAAGCAUAUUAUAUGUGGGAUUUGUAAGCGUCGAAUAAAAACCGUAUAAUGUGUCACAUGUCAAGACAAUAAAAGAACCGCGCACGAGGACCAACUUUUAUUGCUGGACCGUCCAGUGCUUACAUAGUGGUGUGAAAUGUGCACAGAUUUAGAAACCUAUCAUGAAGUUGGACCCCAAGUUAUUUUGGACCCUCCUACAGGGAAUAGUCCUCCUGCCCACAAUAGCAAUGAGAGACACUCAACUUGUGACGUUGACAGCGAAAAGGUCAUCGGAAGAGCCUCAGUUUGAGCGACCUAUCGGGAACCACACCUUCCAUAUCGGAAGAGAGGCCAUUCUUGGGUGUUCUGUGGUCAACCUGGGGAAACAUAAGGUGGGCUGGCUACGAGCGGAAGACCAAACAGUCCUGUCACUUCACGACCGAGUGGUUCUUGGCGGCCGUUAUGCCGUAAGCUUAGACUCACCAAGGACUUGGCAGCUUCGCAUCAGACCUCUGCGGGCCGAAGACCGCGGCUGCUACAUGUGUCAGAUCAACACGCAGCCCAGCAUGAAGUGGCAGAUUGGCUGCAUCGAUGUCUAUGUGCCACCAGAUAUCAUAAACGAAGAGACUUCAGCCGACGUGUCAGUCCAGGAGAUGGACAAUGUGACGAUGGUUUGCAGAGCGUCUGGCCAUCCACCCCCGAAGAUUACGUGGCGAAGAGAAGACCACGAACCGAUGUUGCUGAAGAAAGUCGGCGGCAGGGACUUUUAUAAAGUGGAGAGCUACGUGGGCAGUUCGCUGCCGCUAUGGCGCGUGGACCGAAGACAGAUGGGCGCGUUCCUGUGCAUCGCCUCCAACGACGUCCCACCCGCCGUCAGCAAGCGGAUCAUACUGCUGGUCAACUUUCCACCGACAGUGAUAGUGCCAAACCAACUGCUCGGAGCUCCAUUGGGAACCGAUGUGGUCUUAGAAUGCACUAUAGAGGCUCAUCCUAACACUAUCAAUUACUGGUUGAGAAAUAGAGGAGAAAUGCUUCUUAAUGGGCCAAAAUACUCCAUCACCGAAGAGCGCUCUUCAUACAGGGUCCAAAUGAAGCUUACUAUAUGGAAUUUUGCGCGAGGUGAUAUUGGCACCUACAAUUGUGUCAGCACCAACUCUUUAGGCAAGAGUGAGGGCACCCUCAGGCUUUAUGAAAUAAAACUCUACCCAAGUUCGCAGUCAGCGGAAGAGGCGAACGUCGGCGGUCUUACGGAUGGAACCGCUAAGAAUACUGCAUUCAACAGAGGAGAUCCUAUGCCGCUAUCGAGUUCUAAUUUUGUUAAGAUUUUAGUGAUAACGUUAAUUAUUAUUAUGAAAUAUUAGUAUUUGUAACUAGAGAACGAAAUAGAAUUAUAAUUGAGUAACAAUUAUGAUAAAGUAAUUAAAGUUUGCCUUUUAAAUAAAAUUUUGAGUAAAAUUCAUUCGUUGUUGGUGAAAGUGAUCGAAACAGGAACGAGGAGAUCAGCAGAUGAACCAAAGUCACCGAUAUGGGCCACACAAUUGCUAUACUAAAGUGGCAGUGGGUGAGAUACAUCGCUUGUAGAACGGACGGCUGAUGGGACGGUAAGGUUCUCGAAUGGCGACCGCAGACCAGAAAACACAGCAUGGGCAGGCCCCUCACAAGGUGGACCGAUGACCUUCUGAAGAUCCCGGGAAAACGCUGGAUGCGGGUAGCAGAGGAUCGGUCAUUAUGGCGAGCUUUGGGGGACGCCUAUGUCCAGCAGUGGACAAUUUCCAGCUAACAAUGAUGAUGAUGAAUAGAAAAGUCCAGUCAAAUAAGGAUCCAGAAUUAAAGAUGAUGCUGGUACCUUAAAAUAACAUACAUGAUUUUAUACAUAACAUCUAUUGAAAUGACGUAGAUUCAAUUUAAUGUUAAAUUGACCUUCAAAAAGUAUAUCCAUGAUAAUUACGUUUAACAAUUGAUUCUGUUUCUUGUAAAACUUUGUUAAAAUAUCGGUUCGAAAUUAUAUCAAUUUGUCACUUUAUAAUUGCGAAUGUACAUACUACUAAAACAUGGUUCAAUGACAUCCUAUUCAAGAAAUAUUUAUGCAGCACUAAAAUCAACUUUAUGCAUCAUAAACUAAACGAAAGAUGCCUUGUUCUGUUUCUAUGUUGACAAAAGGUACAGUAAACACAAUACGACUUUGUAAAUAACGUUGCAGUAAGUACACAAUUACCCAAGAGAUGGCAAAAGAAACCGAGGAAGGCCAUUCCGACGCUGGGAGGACGACAGAGUGGCGGAACCUGGACGGCUAUAUGCAAAGAGGAGUCGAAUAGACUGGGGGAGGCUUUUGCCAAUUGGCACACAGAUACCUAUCUAAACGUUACCACCGAAUAAUGGAAAUGUACAAAAAUAAAAAAGUAUUGUAUCUGAAUUUAUGGCUAAUAAAGAAGUACACCAUUAUUAGUUGAAGUUUAUGUAAUAUUGAGCAACUUGUUAGUUUUCUUUCUUAUUCUUCAAACCCCCUCUGAUUGAUUGAAGGGAGGUCUGUGUCCUACACACAGUGGGACGUACAUAGGCUGUUUAUUAUAUUCUCUUAAUGACACAUUACGAAUUGCGUCCGUUCAUUCGUACUUACUCGUUACUUGAGUCACGUCAGGCGCCUUUGGCGGCUCAAUAAUAACGCUGAUUAGGUUGGUGGUGAGGUUUGAUAAGGUUAGUCAUCCAACUCACAACCCGCACGGUAGCAAAAGAAGACGAAUUCUUAGUUAGUGAGUCUUUCAAUGAGCUUAUACAUGGUGAUAGUGAUAUCGUAACGAAAACAGUGAGGUAUAAUUCAGACCAUGAUUCUGAGUUGAAUUUUCUGUCGCAAAAAUACUAAAAUCUUCAUGACAUUUAGGACAGGAAAUUUCACUUGAUAUCAACUCAGAAUCUUGGUCUGUAUUAUCCCCCUCAGUAUUCGUUAUGGUGCAAUUUAUCAUCGUAAAAGUAUAGAUGGAUUUUGUGACUGAUACUCAUAAUUCUACUUGCCAUUAACUUGACUUGAAUUCAACUCAUGUUUCUGAGUUAAUAUCACGAUGUCACUAACACCUUGUAUACGUCAUUUUACGAGUAGAUAAUAUACCUCUAUAGCCAUCUUGAUAGGAAUAAAAGCUGUAAGAGCAGUGCAUUUUCUUGGGCCUUAGCUCAGGGCCUUAGCCAAGUUUCAAACAAUAGUGACACUCGAAAGUGGCAGUACAGUGUUAAAAAGGCAUAGGAUUGACAUAAGGUGACUUAAAGUGUCAUGUCCCACACAUUUUUAGGGUUCCGUAGCCAAAUGGCAGAAACGGAACCCUUGUGGAUUCGUCAUGUCUGUCUGUUCGUCCGUACGUCACAGCCACUUUUUAUCACUGUCAUUGUCGAUUGUCAUUAUCAGGUCCACUUGGCUUUACUCCUCUAUAUAUUUCCAUCCUGCUUUCAAUCUAAUAAUCUAUUUAAGUAAUGAGGACUUAUAAACGGCUCAACCAGACCACAUAACAUUUAGUUGACAAUUGUAUUCUACAGUAAAUACAGGGUGUUAGUGACAUCGUAACGAACAUUUUUUGAUUUUUGAUUUUGAGUUCAUAUUAAGUGGAAUUUUCCGUCGCAAAAGUAUG
Molecule: messenger RNA, 3666 nt
Organism: Pectinophora gossypiella (pink bollworm)
Lineage: Eukaryota; Metazoa; Arthropoda; Insecta; Lepidoptera; Gelechiidae
Product: limbic system-associated membrane protein-like
Exons: 10
Coding region: 235-1413 (392 amino acids)
Cellular component (GO): neuron projection
Source: RefSeq, a predicted model, not a curated record